GGUGAGAAGCCGGUCAAGCUGGAGGGGCCAUCGGCUUGCCACCUCGUGUGCAGGCAAUGCCGGCUGCUGAUUGGUGCUGGCUUCGAAUCGCAGUCGGUUUCUGAUUGGUGCUGGCCGGUCGACACUUGCCUCGGUGCCGGUAAUCACAGUCUGCCAGGUCCAAUGGUUGGCCUCGACGGACGGAUGAGUCAUGCUGAGUGA
This is a messenger RNA of Protopolystoma xenopodis, 201 nucleotides long. NCBI's taxonomy places the organism in Eukaryota, Metazoa, Platyhelminthes, Monogenea, Polystomatidea, Polystomatidae. The record is from the annotation of a GenBank genome assembly.